AUGGUACAGAAUCUUCUGCCAGGGCCUCAGAUCAGUUCGACUAUGAACCCAAACUCGGAUCGAGCAGUCACACAAACCAUAGUUAUAUCUCUCCGCAGACGCGCAACCGAACCGAAAGAUUAUAUAUUCGGCUUAUACUCCAUACUCCAACGACUAGGUGCCGACCUCCCUCCUCCGGACUAUGAACGAAACAUCGAUCAGAUAUUCACCGAAGCUGCAAGACUAGCCAUUGAGAAAGAUAACAGUCUUUGGAUUCUGGAUUUUGUUGGUAGUAUUGAAGAGAAGCAGCACUGGCCAUCAUUGGUGCCAACUUGGAUCAACAUGAUGGUUCCAGGCCCCGUAGAAGUGAAUGCAUUCAAGCCUGGUGCCGCCGGGAACUCUCGACCACGAUACAAAUUUUCAGAAGAUAGCAGACGCCUCACCCUGCGCGGCAAGACUGUGGAUAGAGUCAUGAUAAAGACAGAAAGGUCGCCAUGGUUUGGUGUCCCGUACCAGUUGGAUUGGGAGGACAUGCUUAUACCCGGUCUUCAGGAGAGAGAAAACUCGAUCAAAGCAUUUCAUGAGUGGAUAAUUUGUUUCCACACUUUCAAAAUGAUGGCACGAAACACCCCAGCGAACAGAUACGGGGACGACUCUCAGCAUAUCAUCGCCUUCAUCCGUGUAUUACUGCAAGACCUUACAGUAGUGCCUGAUAGCUUGAGGAAUUUUCAUGAACUGAUGCGCGGGUUCAGCAAUUGGCAACUUUAUCUCAGUGCCACGAAUCCUGGUUCGAGCAUGCCGAUGCCUCAACUCAUGGCUAGGCUCGAGCCACCGUCGUACGACCCAUCCUCGCUACCCGAAUGGCUUAGUGAUCUCACCAAGACAAACGAGUGGAAUAUAUAUGAAGCUAUCCAGCAGGAUCCUUCAGCGGCACUGUUUCAUAAUCACGUCGCUCUUGGUACUCGCGCCAAGCUGUUUUUCGUAACAGAAAACGGAUAUUACGGUACCGCUUCAGCGACUAUCGAAUGCAACGACUACGUAGUCCUCGUCUCCGGUCUCCAGGUACCGCUGAUAGUGAGACCCAUCGAAGGGGAAGCGGGUCAUUACAAGCUUCUGGGGCCAGCUUUCGUGAAUGGUAUGAUGAGUGGCGAGCUUUGGCCAGAAGCAGACGAGGAUUUGAUGGAUCUCACGAUAGUAUAA
Alternaria arborescens is the source of this 1179-nucleotide messenger RNA. RefSeq lists its product as hypothetical. The transcript has a single exon. The record is from RefSeq and is a predicted model, not a curated record. The coding region runs from base 1 to 1179 and encodes 392 amino acids. Lineage: Eukaryota; Fungi; Ascomycota; Dothideomycetes; Pleosporales; Pleosporaceae.